Passer domesticus (house sparrow) is the source of this 4319-nucleotide messenger RNA. RefSeq names its product histamine H3 receptor-like. Gene Ontology annotation, biological process: adenylate cyclase-inhibiting G protein-coupled acetylcholine receptor signaling pathway; G protein-coupled receptor signaling pathway, coupled to cyclic nucleotide second messenger; chemical synaptic transmission. The coding region runs from base 3111 to 4319 and encodes 402 amino acids. NCBI's taxonomy places the organism in Eukaryota, Metazoa, Chordata, Aves, Passeriformes, Passeridae. Gene Ontology annotation, cellular component: dendrite; synapse; plasma membrane. The record is from RefSeq and is a predicted model, not a curated record. Gene Ontology annotation, molecular function: G protein-coupled serotonin receptor activity; histamine receptor activity; G protein-coupled acetylcholine receptor activity. The transcript has 3 exons.
CCACCCCUUCCCACCAAACAACAGCUGACUAAAUGAAAACAUGUAUUUCCCUUCCUUUCCAUUCCUGGAGUCAAAUACACGUCUUGUAUUAGUAAUUGAAUUCUGUAGUUUGUUGUACUGAGAGUGGGGCUAGAGUCAUUCAUACACCAGGUCACUUACAGAGUUUUAGAUACUCUUUUGUGAAAGCAAAUCGUGGGUCUGAGUGUGGUGUUUGGAGUGCCUGGUGCUGCCUGUGCAGCUCCUGAUCAGGUGCUAGACAGGGGCUGCUUGGUGACAUAUGGAAGACUGAACGUGGGCAGUGAGCUAAGAAAUGUGAUGGAACUACUACGGAAGUUCUUUGAGGACUGUUCUGUGAUGGUUGGCAUGCCAGAAGCCUGUUGAAAAGAUGAGAAUUUGUGUUGCAUAAUUAAAGGAACCAGUGAAAUAGACCAUACAGUCAGUGAGCAAGAUGAAUCCCCUGUCCUUUAAAAUGUCUGAAAAUGGACCAUCAGGAUGGAAAUGCAUUUUUAUUUUCACACAACUUCUUUCAAGAGAGAGAAUGAAGUACUGUCUAACUGUCUUGUGGACAUUUUUGGUUAGAGAAGUUACAGUCCCUUCCUAUUUUUGUUUGCAAGCAUUUCCUAAGUUUAAACUUCCUUUAUUCUAGGAAGUAGAUACAACAUGAGAAAUAAAUUACAAAAAUGUCUGACAACAACUCUUAACUUUAAAAAUUAUUCUGGGACAUUAUUUUUAAUUUAAACUGAAGCAGCAGUUUUAACCAUUUUUGUUAUCAAAUACUGUAAGGUUUUUAAGACAUCCUGCUCACUUGUGAAAGAGUUACAAAUUUUAUUACCUGGCAAAUUAAUUUAUACCCAAAGUACAAUUGCCUGUCAUAAAAAUAUGUCAACAAAAAAACAUAACAUUACCAGGAAAGGGUGGAUAGUGGCUUUUAUCUUUUUGGCCACUCUGUUUUAAUACCUUUUUACUUUCCUGGUUUUGUUUUGUUAUUCUGAAAAUGCAUCAGGAGUACAGCUGAACACAGAUUAGCCAUUACAGCACUAGAGUUUCCUACAAGGUAGUAUCUGAAUUUUUUUUUCUUUGUGUCUCAAACCUAAAUGAGCAGACUAAGAUAUCUGCUCUCUGAUUGGGGUACUUCAUUAGCUGAGUAUUUUCUGAAGAACUGCUUGGUGGUUUCACUGUCAGUCAUUUCCUCUAAAUGUCCUGCAUGCCUCUGGAAAUCUUCCAUGCUCAAAUAUGAAAAGUCACGUUCUUAAAAUCUUAACUUUUAAAAGUGAAGAUAAUUGUGUUUCUUACAGCAGCAUACCAAUUCUGGACUGUUAGUAAUUUUUUCAUAUUGCAGGUAAUUCAGGGUGGUGGUUCUACUGUUUAGUAUGUGUUUAAUGUGGGGGAAAAAAGGAAGAUGAAGAUGGGACAUUAAUUUGUGGAUCCUUUUGCUGUAUUCAUCUUUGCUAUGUGUUUAUUGCCUAGCAUGUCUAUUUCAGUAAAAAAUGGAAGCAGACACAGAUUCUUACAGUUUGGUAGCUGCUUCAAUAUUUUUCUACCUAGACACGUUCUAGACUGAUUUAAUCCUUGUCAAAGCCACACACAGAGAAAAAUUCUGCUGAAAGCUCAUGAAGUGGAUCUCCUAUCAAACUUCAUAUGUGUAGAUGCCUUGCAACACACAGGCUUUCCAAGCAUGGUUUGGAAGUGUUGGAUAUUUAAGAUUUCAAGAAAUCAAGUUAGAUCUAAGAUCCAAAAACAAAUUUUGAGGGAGGGAGAGGAAAUACAAUUAGGCAGCUGUAUACUCCUGGAAACACUCUGAGAUUUAAGCCGUGUGGCAAGGUCAGUGGGCUCUCAUGAACAACAGUGAAACUGCUGAAUUUUGUUUUGAGGCUUCAGCAUGGCUAGCAGAAGAAUGGCUUCGGGUAUUAUUUAGUAAUUGUGCCACAGUGUGUUUUCUGCAGUACCUGGACACGAAAUAAAGCUAAACAGUGAUAGACAUACAUGCUGUGAAGAUAUUUGCAUGGAUAAUAAAGUUUUGCAUUUUUGUACUACUGCCAUUCAAACAUUCAGUAAAAGCACUUUGCAAAUGCUAAUGAAUUUGCUCCCACAACAGAGGUGAAGACACGACGUUUUUCAAAUUUAAGUAUUUAAAAUUAGACACCAAAGUGUUUUUAGAACCCAUGAUUGAAAUGAUUGAAUUUUUACAACUGUAGAAUACUCACAGCUCUCUGCAAGUGGCUUCAUUACUCAUACAAAAUAUAAGCAUUUGUGAAAGACGCAUGAUUUUUCGCACCAGUGUGGAACAAAAAGCCUCAUCCUGUUAAAGUUAAUUGCCAAGCUCUCAUUCUCAUUCAGGGAGUCUGUAUUUAGUUCCUGGGUUCUGGGGAAACAGCAGCUGGUGAUGUGUUGCUGAAGCUGCUGCUAAGAUUUUUGAAACUGAUUUCAGUGAGAGUUUUGAACUAAUCUCAGGGCUGGACCAUUACAGGUUAACUGCUCUGGUAAGUAACUGUAUGUAUACUUAUUUACAUCGUAUCAGUUUUCAGCCCCGGAGUGUGCAAAAAGGAGAACAGCAACAAUAAAGUCGACUCUGACUUUUCUCAGCAAAAAGUAUAAAUACAGAGGGACCAACGUCUUGCUGAAUUGUAACAAUGUCAGAUAAACAAGGAUGAAAUUAAAAAGUAGCUUAAAUUCUCAUUAGGAUAUGUACAUAGGAUGAAGAAAAAAAAAAUUAGAAAAGUCAUAUAUAGUUGUAUAUGGUUUGCUAGCAAGUAAAACACAUCAGGAAGGGAGGGAGGGAAGCAAGAGGGAACCUCAAAUCAACCCUCCUGACCUCCACAGAUAAGGAUCAUGUUGCUUAAAGAAGAACUUGCAUUUUAAAAUACGAGCUUGAAAAAACUGUAUAUUUCUUAACCAGAACUCUGCUAGAGUUCUGCUUUAAGAGAAGCUUAAGAAAACUAGAUUUAUCUAGUAUCAAAAGCCUUUUAUUUUUUUCCCUCCAGAGAAAAUUUUUUUUGGAUGCUUAUUGGAUUUUUGACCCAUCCUAUUUUAAAUCCUUAUGAAUCUCAGCCUUUGGAUAACUUUGCCAGAGAGAACUUCCUUCCCAGACUGACCUGACCUGGAUACCCACCAUGCACAACAGCACCACCGAAAUUCCGCAUGCAGCUGCGACGUGUAACGAGACUUGGCCCACCCAGUCACCCAGCUCCGAGUUCUCCCUGGGUGUGUUGGUGCUGCUGGCUUUCCUCAUGGUGUUGCUGUGUCUGGUGACCAUCCUUGGAAACAUGCUGGUGAUCCUUGCUUUUGUUAUGGACAGAAACCUCAGGCAUCGGAGUAACUAUUUCUUUCUGAAUCUUGCUGUUUCUGACUUUGCAGUGGGUGUGUUCUGUAUGCCGUUGUACAUCCCUUAUGCCCUGACAGGGACAUGGCACUUGGGAAGGAGCCUGUGCAAGCUCUGGCUGGUCAUGGACUAUCUCGUGUGCACAGCUUCAGUGUUUAACAUCGUCCUUAUCAGCUACGACCGUUUCCUGUCAGUUACAAAAGCUGUAUCUUACAGAGCCCAGCAGGGAAUAAUGUCCAGCUCUGCCAUCAAGAUGGUGGCCAUCUGGGUCUUAGCAUUCCUCCUGUACUGCCCAGCCAUCCUGUUUUGGGAGCACGUGGCCGGACACAGCGUGGUAGCGGUGGAUCAGUGCUACGCCGAGUUCUUCAACAACUGGUACUUCCUGCUGUGUGCAUCCACCCUGGAGUUCUUUGUGCCGCUGCUCUUGGUGACCUACUUCAACGUGCACAUCUUGCACAGCAUCCAGCGGCGCCAGCGGCGUGGCAGCAUGCAGGACUGUGAGCCUCCCAGGAGCAGCAGCCUGUCCUGGAGGUUCUGUGGCUUGCCGAGGCCAGGAGCAUCAUCUCCUUCGUCAGAAGCAGAGGACAGUGUUUCAUCACUAACGAGGUCAUGGAGACCGGCAGUGGUGGCUAAUGGUCCAUCUCGAAGAGAAUCCAGUUCUACGGCUCUCAAAAGGAACUUUUCUGCUUCUUUCUCUUCAGGGUCUGGAUCAAAACUGCAGCGGGACAAGAAAAUAGCGAAGUCUCUUGCCAUAAUUGUCUGUGUGUUUGCCAUUUGCUGGGCCCCAUAUUCUUUAUUAAUGGUUAUCCGUGGGGCCUGCCAAGGAAAGUGCAUCCAUAACUCCCUCUAUGAAGCAACCUUUUGGCUUUUGUGGAUCAAUUCCUCUUUGAACCCAUUUCUUUAUCCUCUCUGUCAUAUGAGGUUUCGAAUGGCUUUUUUGAAGAUAUUAUGUCCCAAAAAGUUUUCAACAUUGAGAUCUGGUAGCACACCUUCUGUUUAG